Molecule: messenger RNA, 1041 nt
Organism: Microthlaspi erraticum
Lineage: Eukaryota; Viridiplantae; Streptophyta; Magnoliopsida; Brassicales; Brassicaceae
Source: the annotation of a GenBank genome assembly
AUGGAAGCACUUGUUGUUGAUGCUGGCUCGAAGCUCCUGAAAGCAGGAGCAGCGAUUCCUGACCAGUCUCCCGCAAUGAUAAUUCCAUCUCAGAUGAAACGAAUGGUUGAUGAUGGGUCUUCUUCAGCUGAUAACCCAACCACUGUGUUUGAGGAUAUCACUCUUGAUCCUAUUGAAAGGGGGCUUAUCAAAGAUUGGGAUGCUAUGGAGGAUCUGUUGCGAUACGUUGUCUACACUGGUCUUGGAUGGGAAGAAGGAAACGAAGGCAAUAUACUUUUCACAGAUCCAUUAUGCACUCCCAAGGCGAUUAGGGAGCAAUUGGUGCAAUUGAUGUUUGAGACUUUCAAUGUCUCUGGAUUUUACGCAUCAGAGCAAGCUGUGUUAUCACUUUAUGCUGUUGGACGGAUCUCCGGUUGCACUGUUGAUAUUGGUCAUGGGAAGAUAGAUAUUGCUCCGGUGGUUGAAGGUGCUGUGCAGCACAUUGCCUCGAAAAGGUUUGAGCUCGGUGGAACCGAACUAACGAAACUACUAGCACAAGAGCUUGGAAAAUCCAACCCGUCGAUCAAUCUCAGCAUGGCUGAUGUUGAAAAACUCAAGGAGCAGUAUGCAAACUGUGCUGAGGACGCAAUCGCUUAUGCCAAAACCCAAAACUGUGAAAUCGAGCAGCAUACACUUCCUGAUGGACAGGUGAUCAACAUUGGGAGAGAGAGAUACUCUGUUGGUGAAGCUCUGUUUCAGCCAUCAAUAUUGGGAUUGGAGGAGCACGGAAUCGUUGAGCAGCUUGUCCGGAUAAUCUCCACUGUCUCAUCUGAGAACCACCGGCAACUCUUGGAGAACACUGUGCUUUGUGGUGGUACAACCUCCAUGACAGGUAAUGAUAAUAACUUAGUACAAUUGUAUGUUUUGAUGAUAUUCUUGGGGUNUUCGAAGUUUUUCUUUCUACCGAGGUCAUACCGCCAUUUUGUACUGGUUUUCUUCUCAUACGCCUGCUCACAAUUCAACACACAAGACAGUUUCAGCAAAGAAAGCUCAGAGCUUUAG